AUGCGAGAAUGUGGGCAUGGGAGGAAUCGCAUGAGUGUCAAGUGCAUGCCAAGUGUGGGAGCGUCCAGUGCGACUGCAAGCGAGGGCGGGACCGCUCAAGGGCGUUAUUGCGAGUGGGUGAGGCCGUGUCAUCGUGAGUGCGAGAGCAUUUUUUCUUGUGAAGGAUCAAUGGAAAUCCCGCUAAAAUACAAACAAUUGUGGAACAACUGGGAUGUUCGUGUCUUGAUUUUACUCAGCCUAUCUAUCCAAAUAAUUCUUAUUUUCCUUGGCCGUAUGAGAAGAAAUUCCACCUCGAGAUGGAUACAAAUUGUCGUAUGGGCCAGCUACUUGUUUGCUGACUGGGUUGCUGACUUUGUCCUUGGCCAACUAAGUAGCUCCAUGGAUGAUUCCUCCUCCUCCAACGUUGUCCUCGCUUUUUGGGCUCCCUUCCUCAUCCUCCAUCUUGGUGGCCCUGACACUAUCACUGCCUACUCUACGGAAGAUAAUGAACUUUGGGCUCGCCAUCUUCUCGGGCUUGGUUACGAGCUUUUUAUUUCCUUUUAUGUUCUCUUCCGAUCCCUUCCAAAUACUCGUCUACUCGUACCCACCCUCUUGAUAUUCUUAGUCGCCAUCAUUAAAUAUGUAGAGCGCUCUUACUCACUUUACAAAGCCAGUGUUAAAGGCAUUCAAAGUUCUGUCAGCUCCUCCCAUAUAACACUAUCAACAAAAGAUUUGAAUGCUUUGGUUCAAGCUUUUUGGUUAUACUCUGUUAUUAAGCCUUAUUUUGUUGAUGUUUUUCCAAUCUUGCCUCAGUAUGAUGAAAGUAAAAAUAUUGUCACGGAGAUGUCAAUAGAGGAUGUUUUGAUGGUUUUGAGAAAGGAUCUUAGUUAUGCUUAUGAUGAGUUUUACACUAAGGCCAUUGUAAAUCACUCCAUACCUGGGUAUGUUCUCCGAGUUAUCUGCUCUACUUGCAUUUUGUUGGCUUUUUCACUCUUUAUUUUAGAACCAAAGGAUGAUUUUAAUAACCUUGAUGUAGCCAUCACCUAUGUCCUACUUACAACCUCUAUAUGCCUCGACUUUAUGGCUACUAUCAUGCUUAUACUCUCCGACAGAAUGAUAGUUUCUCUCCUUAAUGUUAAGAAGUUGAGGUAUUGGAGUGUGUUGCUUGCAGAAUAUAUUAUGAGAAUUAAAAAUACAUGUCAUAAGAGAAGUUAUUGGUCGAUAAAGUUGCCGCAAUUGAAUAUACUCAUUAAUUGUCUCUCAAUUUCUUCACCCAAUAAAACUCUUCGACAGAGUAUGAUGAGUUGGGUUGCAAAAAAGUUGAGCUUCGUGCAAGAAACAAAGUUGUAUAUGUUUUGGGCAUUAACAAAACAAGAAACUUACACAUUGCAGACAAUGCAGCCUAUACAGGCAACACAAGAGGUUCUAGAGAUCAUUGUUGCCCAUUUAAAAAGACGCAUGAAUUACCCAGUAGAGGAAUUAAACAAACCAGCUGGCUCCCUUGCCCUUCAACAAGUAAGAAACAUUGACGUUGAUUGGGCUGUAGUGCCAUUUGUUCAGCUUUUUGAGAGGUUAUCAUUUGACCAACAAGUUUUGAUAUGGCACAUCACUACCGAGCUCUGCUUCCAUUGGAAUCCAGUGUCUCUACAACCCUUGUCUCCUCAUCGAAUUGAGAUGAAAGUAGAGGAAAAUAUUUUUGAAGGAGUAAAGAGAAAGAGCUCAAAAAUGGAAGCUUGUAAGUAUUUGUCCAAUUAUAUGAUGCACAUGGUGAUGAUACGAUCAGAAAUGAUGUCUACCAUGGGAGGACUGAGCUAUAUGCUAUUCCGGGAGACUAUUGAAGAAAUGGUUGAGUUCAUUCGUGAGAGUUGUGAUGGCCAUCAACUGCUAAAGCCAAAUGAAAAAGUUGAUGAGGUGUGCAUGAAGAUGAUAGCGACUCCAAUAGAAUUUAACGACCUUACUGCAUCUUUGUUUGGUACAGCACGAGUACUUGCUCGUUUGAUGUUAAUUCUUAGGGAGGAAGAGAGAUGGCAAGUCAUAACCACAGCAUGGGUAGAGCUUUUACAGAAAGGGGCGAAGGAUUCAAAGGCAAACAUACAUAUGAAGCAGCUGAGUAGAGGAGACGAGCUCUUGACUUUCAUGUGGCUUUGCAACAAACAUUUAAUGUUAGAUGAUAUGCAUGUGCGUGGAAUUCAUGACAUGGCUGGUUUACAUGAGAAGGCUAAGCAUCUCAUCUCUGAGAUCGAACUUCAUUUACAGGAUCAUACAUUUAAUUAA
Molecule: messenger RNA, 2253 nt
Organism: Dendrobium catenatum
Lineage: Eukaryota; Viridiplantae; Streptophyta; Magnoliopsida; Asparagales; Orchidaceae
Exons: 2
Coding region: 1-2253 (750 amino acids)
Source: RefSeq, a predicted model, not a curated record